Molecule: messenger RNA, 2454 nt
Organism: Gilbertella persicaria
Lineage: Eukaryota; Fungi; Mucoromycota; Mucoromycetes; Mucorales; Choanephoraceae
Product: kinesin motor domain-containing protein
Exons: 8
Coding region: 95-2323 (742 amino acids)
Biological process (GO): mitotic cell cycle; microtubule-based movement
Cellular component (GO): microtubule
Molecular function (GO): ATP binding; microtubule binding; plus-end-directed microtubule motor activity
Source: RefSeq, a predicted model, not a curated record
AAAAAAAAAAAAAAAAAAAAAAAAAAAAUUGUUUGUUCCAAGACUCACCUCGCUCAUUUACAUUUCAAUUUGUAGAUGGGUAAGAAGUUUAACAAUGCAAGUUUUUAUUUUUAAUCGCAGUUUGUUUUUUCCUUCUCCUCUCUCAGGUACCGAAAAGGAACCGGGAGUUAUACCACGUGCAGUACAAGACGUCUUUUCUUUUAUAGAAGAGGAAACUUCUGGAAGAGAAUAUUUAUUGCGCGUUUCAUAUAUGGAAAUCUAUAAUGAAAAGAUCAAGGAUUUACUUAAUACUGAGAACAAAAACCCAGAAAUCAUUGAAGACAAGAAAGGUAUUUAUGUACGCAACUUGAGAGAAGUGAUUGUAAAGACACCCCAAGAAGUCAUGGACUGUAUUAAAGAAGGCGAGGGCAAUCGUCACAUUAGUGCCACUGAUUACAAUGAACACAGUAGUCGUAGUCAUACUAUUUUUCAAUUGGUGAUCGAGAGUAAAUCAAAAGGUGGAAUGAUACCAGCAGGUGCUAAUCGUGGUGUUCGUGUAUCUCAGCUGAAUUUGAUUGAUUUAGCUGGUUCAGAAAAAGUAGCAACAGAUGUUGAAAGAAGAAAAGAAGGUGCCUUUAUCAACAAGAGUUUAUUGACAUUGGGAAAUGUCAUUUCUAAAUUGACAAGUGAUGAACCUGCUGUUCAUAUACCUUUUCGAAAUUCAAAACUAACACGUAUCUUACAAGCUGCAUUAUCUGGAAAUGCACGCAUUUCUGUGAUUUGUACUAUUAAUCCUACGUUGGCUUCGAAAAAUGAAUCUCUGAAUACGUUGCGUUUCGCUCAACGCGCCAAACUUGUCAAGACAGCAGCUAAAAUGACAAGAAUUUUGGAUAACUCAGAACUGCAAAAUUGCCUUAUCAGAAUUGCCGAGCUACAAACAAAGAUGCAGGAGAAAAACGAUCUGGAGGCUGAAACAAGAGAACGACUUAAGAGCUUAUUAGGACUUAUUCUCACCAGUUCAAAAGCAACUGGAGAUGAUGAUCAUAUUCAUAAUGACGAAAUGUUUUCUCGAUUGUCAAAUCUUUCUCAAGACACAUUAGUGAAUGAAACCACUAUGCGUGAUGUUGUGGCACGCUGCGAAGAAGGUUUUGCUGCACAAAUCGAAGCACAUCAACGACAAAUGGAGAAGAUGGCCAUGAAUAUCGAAUCUAUGCAAGAUACAUUACGUGUGAUGGAAUCUGUGAAUGCAAAGCAAAACGAAACCUUGUCUAAGCGUGAAGCCCAUAUUGAGAAAUUGAAGCAAGAAUUAGCUGCUUCAACGGCCGCUGCUGUUGCUCAAGCAUCCUCGCUUCGAGCUUCUAAAGUACCCACAACUUCUUUAUCGUCGAAACAGAAAAUAAUAGAUGACUUGGAAGUCAAGAAGGCUCAGCAAAUAAAAGACGAACAAGAAGCCAUUGAAGCAUUAAAACAAGAAAAGACAGAAGCACUUGCAAGAGCUCAAGACAUGGCUGAAUUAUUGAAAAAAGAGAAAGCGGAAGCACUUAGACGAGAGCAAGAUAUGGCUGAAGCUCUCAAACAAGAGCAAAAAAGAAUUGAAAUACUCAGACAAGAAAGAAAUGAAAUUCUUAAAAAAGAGCAACAACAGAUAAAUGAAGCCAUGAGAAAAGAUCAAGAAGAACAGGAGCUCAAGAUGGCUGAUCUGACAAUUGCAAUCUCAUCAGCUGCUCAGAUGAUUACAGACGCAAUUUCAAACGGUAUGCAAAUCAGUGUAGAAGAGGACUAUGAUAUGAUGACAACUUCCUCCGUAUCCUCAGCGGAAGAUGUCAAUCAAGCUAUCACGCAUACUAUUGAAAAUGUCAUAGCGGCCUCUUUAUCUACAAAAUCAACAGUAGAUACAACAGCUAUCACAUCUGCUAUUCAAAGUGCCAUUCAAUCUUCUAUUUUGUCGUCUUCCAUGUCGACACACAGUACAUCUGCAUCUACACCAGAAUUUACGACGAUUCAAGAAGCUAUUUCAUUCAUUCAAUCUGACCCUAUUCAGCUGUAUGAAUCAUUUUGUAUCGUCGAUCAAGAUGAUGAUGUGCCUGAAUUAAUACUUCAAAAUUCUCUUCAAAAAAGUCAACAUUGGACUACUGAACAGUGCCAAAGUUUUGAAAUUAAACCCAUCAGACAAGACAUUCCUUACACGGACAGAGCAAUAGUCAACCAUGAUUCCAUGACAACACAAGACGAUAUAUAUAAGCCCUAUUCAGUCUCUAUUGAGCAACCUUCAGUAUUUGGCUUUCUUUUGAAUCGCUGGACAUUUCUCUUUGCUGUUGUCUACUUUUUCUCUCAAUACUUUUAGCUUUUUUUUAUCUACCCAUUUGUACAUAUAUAGCAACAACAUCAUUUAUUUCAUUUAUGACACCCAAUAUACACUCAUUUCAUACCCCUCGUUUAUUGUUACGCUAAACUAUAUAAACAGAGAUUUACAGA